Molecule: messenger RNA, 892 nt
Organism: Hibiscus syriacus
Lineage: Eukaryota; Viridiplantae; Streptophyta; Magnoliopsida; Malvales; Malvaceae
Product: rho GDP-dissociation inhibitor 1-like
Exons: 5
Coding region: 158-892 (244 amino acids)
Biological process (GO): Rho protein signal transduction
Cellular component (GO): membrane; cytoplasm; cytosol
Molecular function (GO): protein binding; Rho GDP-dissociation inhibitor activity
Source: RefSeq, a predicted model, not a curated record
AAAAUCAUAGAAAUUUGGUGCAAUUUCAACCCCACAAAACCAACUUUGAAUGUGAAGUUUCUUCCUUCUUUACUUCAUACACUAUGCAUGCAUAUAUGUAUAUAUAUAUUAAAUGCUUUCCUUGGAGAUAGCCUCAUAGGGGAGAAAAGAAAGAAAAAUGUCAGCUGCUGUUGGAAUUUUCUCAGCAUCCAAACAAAAUGGUUUCAUGAAAAAUGAAAGAAACAACAAUAAUAAUGAUAGAGAAGCAAAGAACAAUGCUGAUCACCAUGAAGAUGAUGAGAAUGAGGUUGAUGAAGAAGAUGAUUGCGUUGUGAAACCUGACAAGGAACUGGAUCUUGGUCCUCUGUUGUCACUCAAAGAGCAACUUGAAAAGGACAAGGAUGAUGAAAGUCUGAGGAAAUGGAAGGAGAAGCUUCUUGGGAGUGUUGAUAUGUCUGCAGUUGGAGAGACUGAGGAGCCAGAAGUUAAGAUAGAAAGCCUCUCCAUCAUGUGUAGGGGCCGAGCAGAUAUUGUUUUGCCUAUUCCAUUUGCUUCAAAGCCAAAGAGCAGUCUUUUUGUACUAAGGGAAGGAAGCCGAUAUCGCCUCAAAUUCUCCUUCACCGUCUCUGACAACGUCGUCUCCGGUCUUAAAUACACCAACACUGUCUGGAAGUCUGGAGUUAGAGUGGAGAAGACGAAAGUGGUGUUGGGAACAUUUAGUCCUCAAAAGGAACCUUACACUUGUGAAUUGGAAGGAGAAGCUACCCCUUCGGGCUUCUUUGCUAGAGGCUCAUACUCUGCAAGAACCAAGUUUGUAGAUGAUGAUGACAAAGCAUAUUUUAACAUAAAUUUUAUUUUACUUUUCAAACAUAUAAUACUAUAUAUUGGUUUAAUGAUUCUAUUCACUGAUUAG